Messenger RNA from Penicillium griseofulvum, 1164 nucleotides. RefSeq lists its product as uncharacterized. The record is from RefSeq and is a predicted model, not a curated record. Gene Ontology annotation, molecular function: DNA-binding transcription activator activity, RNA polymerase II-specific. The transcript is spliced from 2 exons. NCBI's taxonomy places the organism in Eukaryota, Fungi, Ascomycota, Eurotiomycetes, Eurotiales, Aspergillaceae. Bases 1 to 1164 code for a protein of 387 amino acids. Gene Ontology annotation, biological process: regulation of transcription by RNA polymerase II.
AUGAAGCAGCACUGGAUGUCUGUACACCAUAUUCCCGCCUCAGAGAAUGCAGGUUUCUGGGAUCCAGUGCCGCUGCAGACAUUCUUCCGGGGAAAUGCUCUCCGUUACUUUACUAACCCGGCGUUGUUGAUUUCGUCGUCUUCGUCUGACAAUUCCGAUGGGCUGACGAACACAACUGCGACAACCCCUGCUUCAAGCGAACAUCUCGAGUCGAGUCCUUAUCAAACGUUGAUCACCACCGACGCAGGUCUACUGGAUCAUUAUCGGAACUACACCUACAAAACGCUCUCAUGUGGCCCCGAGACCGAUGAUGUGUUUCGAGUCAUUGUCCCACAGUUAGCUACCCAGUUUCCCUUCUUGCUCCAUGGCAUCCUGUCCUGUUCUUCGCUCCACCUUGCUUCUAUCGACCCUGCAAAUCGAGCGUAUUAUACAAUCCAAUCAAUCAAACAUGAAGACCAAGCUGCUCCUGCAUUUCGAUGGGCAACUAUGCAUGUGGAUAGCAAUAACAGUCAAGCGGUGCUAGCCUUCGCAUUUUUCCUCGUGAUCUACGCCCUAGGCUCCGAGUCUAACGACCAACCGUUAUUUCUGAGCAAUGAUAAUAACGAAGAAGACGCGCCAGCCUUGGAGUGGAUCGAGAUCCUCCGUAACGGCUGCUCCAUGCUCUGCCCUGUCUGGACGGAACUCACCAUUAGUCCAUUGGCACCCUUUACGGCACUUUGGCGGGAUGACCUUGGCGUCACUCCCAAUCCUAACGACCCGCUACUAAUUAGACUACUCUCUGUCAUUCCAGACUAUGAAUCCGAAUCCACGGAGUACUAUAUAUACCGCGAUUCAGCGAUAAAAUUGACACAGGCCUUUGCGUUUAUGGAGCGUUCGGGGCCAUCGGCGACUAUCUGGGAUGCUCUUAAUUCAUGGCCAAUGCACGUUUCCCCUGAGUAUUUGGCCUUAUUGAAAAAUAACAAUCCGGGCGCUCUGUUACUGUUGGCCUACUACGCUAUCCUUCUGCAACCACUUGAGGGAGAAUGGUUUUUGAAAGGCCGAGUCAUGAGAUUGAUAGAUGAAAUUUCGCGACGAUUAAAUGGGAAUUGCUCGCCACAGAUUUGGGAGGUGUUUUCUAUGUUGCAGCGAGAAUACUUUGAUUAUAAUUUAAGCGCGUUGAUUUGA